AUGAUUUUAAGUGAAAGGUUCAGCUGUGGAGCUCAAUUCACCUGGUGUGGAAGUGAAAGUGUGGCUGUGUGCAUGCACAUCCAGAAACCCCACAUGGGGAAAACACCAAAAAGAAAAGUUCCCCAGUGUCUUGAAAUGAGUGAUCAUUUUGAAGAAAAUUGUACCGAGAAAAGCAAUUCUGCCCAUGAGGAACCUGCAGAAGCACAUGCCCCUCCUGCUAAGGACUGUCAAAUAGCACAGAAGCAACUGCAGCAAAUAGAGCGGCAACUAAAAUGCUUAGCGUUUCAAAACCCAGGACCUCAGGUAGCCGACUUCAACCCUGAAACUAGAGAGCAGCAGAAGAAAGAGCGUAUGGCAAAGAUGAACCAAGAUUUUUUUUAUAAACACAAAACUAUGAAGAAGUAUGACAAACAUGGCAGGCUGCUUUGUAAUAACAUGGAUUUGUGUGACUGCCUGGAGAAGAACUGCCUGGGUUGCUUCUAUCCGUGCCCUAAGUGCAAUUCGAACAAAUGUGGACCAGAGUGUCGCUGUAAUAGAAAAUGGGUUUAUGAGAGAAUUCAGACUGAAGCUGGUGAAGUGAUCAGCAUGUUACCAUUUUUUGUCCCUGAAUGAUGUUUUUCUGCUAGCUUUUGUGACUGAGCAAUGUUUUUCUUUUCAUUCUUUUUUAUUUUUUAACCUUUAAUAAAAGUGAAUUUUGGUUUUGUGAAAGGGGCUGGAUUGACUUGGCUAAAGUACCUGUUAGUGGUGCUCAUGCGCCUUUCUCUGCCUCACCAAUAUGCCUUAAUCCUCACCAUUAGGGACAAGUAUAUAUUUCAUUCUCCUUAAUCCUUGGCAACUUUGCUGAGGCAGCUAACAAGGUGUUCCUAAGUCUUUACUUUCUAAAAUUACAGGUGUCAAGAAUGCUGUGGUCAGACAACAUCCUUACUCUGGAAAACAGGAUCACAUUGCUUUGAUUUUUUUUCCUUUUUUCACAUAUGCACAUAUACAACAUAUGACAAAUCCAUUCUUCUUUGAGUGAUUCCGCUUGUAUUCUGCUUCUCCUGGUGUGCAUGCACUGCAUGCGGGCAGGUAGCAA
This is a messenger RNA of Dermochelys coriacea (leatherback sea turtle), 1075 nucleotides long. It is a transcript of the gene ARL14EPL, whose product is annotated as ADP ribosylation factor like GTPase 14 effector protein like. The record is from RefSeq and is a predicted model, not a curated record. The transcript is spliced from 5 exons. Bases 1 to 612 code for a protein of 203 amino acids. Lineage: Eukaryota; Metazoa; Chordata; Testudines; Dermochelyidae.